This is a messenger RNA of Abrus precatorius (Indian licorice), 1579 nucleotides long. RefSeq names its product protein CONTINUOUS VASCULAR RING 1-like. The coding region runs from base 225 to 1028 and encodes 267 amino acids. The transcript has 7 exons. NCBI's taxonomy places the organism in Eukaryota, Viridiplantae, Streptophyta, Magnoliopsida, Fabales, Fabaceae. Gene Ontology annotation, biological process: stem vascular tissue pattern formation. Gene Ontology annotation, cellular component: Golgi apparatus. The record is from RefSeq and is a predicted model, not a curated record.
GUGACUUGAAUACAUAGUGUCACUGUGGGGAAGUACUCAUAUACAGAUAGACUGGAAAUAUAUUUUAAGAAAAAAAAAUUAUAAAACAAAAAAAAAAAAAGGAAAGAAAAAAAGAAGGAGAAGACCAACUGUGGAUUGCAUCUUCGGAUUCUCCGAGGGACACACACAGCGAAGAAGCAGAAAGAAAGAGAUUUUGUGUUUUGGAUUAAAAACGGCGUCGCUUAAUGGGUGAUGAAAAAUCCACCAUGGCCAUCACCACCAGAGACAGAGAUCGAGAGCUUCUCAUCCCCGUCGGCGAAUCCGCCGCCGCCGCCGGCACCUCCUCCCCCAAACCCUCCUCAUCGUCCUCUUCCCCGCACGAUGCUGGCCGCGAGACUUUUUACAAAGUUGUUAGAAGCUGGGCAUCAAAAAAGUUCAUGACUGGAUGUGUCAUUCUCUUUCCACUUGCAAUCACCUUCUAUAUAACAUGGUGGUUUAUUCAUUUUGUGGAUGGAUUUUUCUCUCCAAUAUAUGCUCAGCUUGGAAUUGAUAUUUUUGGUCUUGGAUUCAUAACUUCCAUAACUUUCAUCUUCUUGGUCGGGGUUUUCAUGUCAUCAUGGUUGGGUGCAUCUGUCCUGGGCCUUGGGGAGUGGUUUAUCAAGCAAAUGCCACUUGUUCGUCAUAUUUAUAAUGCCUCUAAGCAGAUUAGUGCUGCAAUCUCUCCAGAUCAAAAUACACAAGCCUUCAAAGAAGUAGCCAUCAUUCGGCAUCCACGUGUUGGUGAAUAUGCAUUUGGAUUCAUAACCUCAUCUGUUGUCCUACAGAACUAUUCUGGAGACGAGGAGCUAUGCUGCGUCUAUGUUCCUACAAACCAUCUUUAUAUUGGUGAUAUAUUUCUUGUCAACACAAAAGAUGUCAUCAGGCCAAACUUAUCAGUUCGUGAAGGAAUUGAAAUUGUUGUUUCGGGAGGCAUGUCAAUGCCACAGAUCCUAUCCACGAUUGAUGCACGAGUCAUACAAGGCGAUAUAAACAGAACCAACAGAAGCUGAGUGUGAAGGGUAGAGUUGUUGUUCAUGUUUUAGUUCCUUGGUAUCAUAUGAAGCCAUCAGAAUGACAAUGCAACCAUUGUGUUGGGCAUGCAAGUAUUAAAUUUGCGUGAUUGAUUGCUGAGAAAGUGAUAGACUCUGAUGGCAUGUGUAACAUUCGUUUCUGUGCAAGAAUGUAGAAUUUAGCGUUUGUUUGACAGGCACACAAAAUUCUAUUCUCUGCUUGGAGUCACGAAUUUUUACCUGUGUAUAAUCUACUGGUUGUACUUGUUAUAGCAAUUCAAUUUUGUAGUGCUGAUUGAUUGAUGAUUUUCAACUUAAUGCAGUGUUUCUAUGCGGUUAUCAUUAACUAACCAACUAUUCAAGAUGCCACCAAAACUCGUUAGCUUACAAUAUAAGGUUUAGUUUGCUCAAAAGGCAAGUAAAAACUUUCAUUGUGCUAUAAUUUUUGGUGUGCCUAUAUUAUAUUUAGUCUGAUUAAAAACUGUGUAUCAGUAGAGCAUUUGCAACAUUUGUAAAAUUGGUGUAUUUAUAAAUUUUGUUUGUUUUUUUUU